AUGUUAAACAAGAACAUUCUGCUGUUGUGUCUCCAGAUUAGUCUCCUAGGAAUCACUCUUGGUGGGAAUAUUCUGAUUUGGCCAAUGGAAGGUAGUCAUUGGCUGAACAUUAAGAUAAUCAUAGAUGAGUUGAUUGAAAAAGAGCAUAAUGUGACUGUUUUAGUUGCCUCUGGUGCACUUUUCAUCACGCCAACCUCGACCCCAUCUCUGACAUUUGAAAUAUAUAAGGUGGCCUUUGGCAAAGAAAGAAUAGAAGGACUGAUCAAGGACUUUGUUUUGACAUGGAUGGAAAAGAGGCCAUCUCCUUCAACCAUUUGGAGAUUCUAUCAAGAUAUAGCCAAAGUCAUCAAGGACUUCCACAUGAUAUCUAGAGAAAUCUGUGAUGGUGUUCUUAAAAACCAAAAGCUGAUGGAAAAGCUGAAGAAAAGCAAAUUUGAGGUCCUGAUAUCAGAUCCAGUAUUUCCUUGUGGUGAUAUAGUAGCUUUAAAGCUGGGAAUUCCAUUUAUGUACUCCCUCAGGUUUUCUCCAGCCUCAACAGUGGAAAAGCAUUGUGGGAAGGUACCAUACCCUCCUUCCUAUGUUCCUGCCACUUUAUCAGAACUCACGGACCAGAUGUCUUUCACUGACAGAAUAAGAAAUUUCAUCUCCUACAGUCUACAGGACUACAUGUUUAACACUCUUUGGAAAUCAUGGGAUUCCUACUAUAGUAAAGCUUUGGAUGGUAGCCAUUGGUUAAAUAUUGAGCUCAUUCUAGAAGAGCUGAUCCAAAGAAAUCACAAUGUGACUGUACUGGCUUCAUCAGCAACUCUAUUCAUCAACUCCAAUCCUGAUUCUCCUGUGAAUUUUGAAGUGAUACCUAUCUCCUAUAAGAGCAGCAAUAUAGACUCCUUAAUUGAACACAUGAUAAUGCUGUGGAUAGACCACAGACCAACUCCUCUCACUCUCUGGACUUUCUACAAAGAACUAGGAAAAUUUCUAGAUGCUGCUUUUCGAAUGAAUAUACAAAUCUGUGAUGGAGUAUUAAACAACACCAAGUUACUGGCAAGACUUCAGGAAGGUGGUUUUGAUGUGUUGUUAGCAGACCCAGUAACUGUCUGUGGGGACCUGGUUGCUCUGAAAUUAGGAAUUCCAUUUGUGUACACACUGAGGUUCUCUCCAGCCUCAACAGUGGAGAGACACUGUGGGAAAAUCCCCGCACCUGCCUCCUAUGUUCCUGCAGCUUUGUCAGAGCUCACUGACCACAUGACCUUUGGUGAGAGGGUAAAAAAUACUAUAUCCUAUCUUCUGCAAGACUACAUAUUUGAAUCCUAUUGGGGAGAAUGGAAUUCAUACUACAGCAAAGUUCUAGGAAGACCCACUACAUUAUGUGAGGUUAUGGGGAAAGCAGAAAUUUGGCUAAUCCGGACAUAUUGGGAUUUUGAAUUUCCUCGUCCAUACUUACCUAAUUUUGAGUUUGUAGGAGGGUUGCACUGUAAACCUGCCAAACCAUUACCUAAGGUUUUAUGGAGAUACAAAGGAAAGAAACCAGCCACAUUAGGAGCCAAUACUCGGCUCUAUGAUUGGAUACCCCAGAAUGAUCUUCUUGGUCAUCCCAAAACAAAAGCUUUUAUCACUCAUGGUGGAACCAAUGGGAUCUAUGAAGCUAUUUAUCAUGGGGUUCCUAUGGUGGGAGUUCCCAUGUUUGCUGAUCAGCCUGAUAAUAUCGCUCACAUGAAGGCCAAAGGAGCAGCUGUGGAGGUGAACAUAAACACAAUGACAAGUGAAGAUCUGCUCAAUGCCUUGAGAACAGUCAUUAAUGAACCUUCUUAUAAAGAGAAUGCUACAAGGUUAUCAAGGAUUCAACAUGAUCAACCUGUAAAGCCCCUAGAUCGAGCAGUCUUCUGGAUAGAGUUUGUCAUGCGUCACAAAGGAGCCAAGCACCUGCGUCCAGCUGCCCAUGACCUCACCUGGUUCCAGUACCAUUCUUUCGAUGUGAUUGGUUUCCUGCUGGUCUGUGCAGCAACUGCUAUCUUUUUGGUCACAAAAUGUUGUUUGUUUUCUUGCCAAAAACUUGGUAAAACAGGAAAGAAGAAAAAGAGGGAAUAGAUCUUUCUAAGUUUGGCAAAGGCCUUAAUGGGCAAUCCUGUUCAUUCUAGCCACAGUGACCUUAAUGAAAACACAUUAUCUCCAUCCUGUUUUCAAAAUUCCCUUUCCUCUACCUUAGCUUAGAGAUAAAGCCUAGAAUUCAACAGGAUCAUUAGCUAGUAAACACGUCCCAGUCUUCUUUUGUCUUUUCCCAGGUGCCUUUACCCUCUUCUUCUCAUUUUCCUGACACAGGGACACUAACAAUUUUAUGUAUACCCUAUUCAAAAUAUCACUAUUUUUCAGUAUGCUUAACCUUAGGAACGUGCUGGCUGACAACAUGCUGAAUCCUCAGGAACACACAAACUAUGAGCUGAAUGUGAUGGAUGUAGGGAACAUAGAAGACUAAACUUCACAAGUUCCCCUAGAAUAUACAAAUCAAGGAACCACCAUAAAAGAUUCGUAUGCUAUAAUAAGAGUAAUUAUUUAUUUUUGCAUAAAAAUAAGCCCUUCUGCUAGCCCAAAGCGACUGGAGUCAGAGCCUAUAUUGAUAACUGUAAUAAUGUAUCAUUCUAGGGAAAGUCUACAAAUUCCCACUGAACACACAGAUAAUCAUGGCCUAUGUUCCAGCCUGUAAUCCACCAGUACUCUUGUGUGGACUCUAAUGCAAGGGUCUGGGGACUUCCCUCAAACAAAAGAGAUUAAGUGGGUCAUUAUUUGCUCUCAGGGACAGAGAAUGUCAGCAACGUUAAAGAUGAAGAGAUCAUUUAUGGAAGAAAUAACUAAGAAAUACAGAAAAGACUUUAGUACUUUUAUGAAAUGUUUAAUUAACAGUACAAUUGAUAAAGUUAAAUGCCAAUUUAGUAUAUUGAAAAAUGACUAAUGCACAUAAUCUAUAAUCACUCUUUAUAAUCAAAUUUGUUCAGUUUUCUAGCAAAAACAAAUAUUUACUUGGAAUAUAAGAUCAUUGUAUCAUUUUUCAGUCUUUGUCUUCUACAAAUUUAAAUUUAUUAAUUAAGCAUUAUGCCAAGGACGUAUGGUAUUAGCAGGUCUACAUGACUAAGGGCAUGCUAUAGUAAAUAGUUAUCAUGCAAAGAUCAUAUUUGAAUCAGCUUUGCAUUAAUUUAGCAAAUAGAUUAAAGACUGCACUUUCUUUACCCUUUAUAAACUUAAUGACAUGUUCUAAUUAAAGUUUUAAUUCCAGUAUUAGCUGUAUAGUUGAGGCAAUAAAUAACAUCCAUUGGCUUACUGAAAAUUUUGAAAUCUGUUGUCAUUUCAAUGUGGCAUUUUGAAAACGACGUCCAAUUUUAAAAUAACUGAAUGAUAUAUGAUACGUGAACAUAUAAGA
Molecule: messenger RNA, 3409 nt
Organism: Lynx canadensis (Canada lynx)
Lineage: Eukaryota; Metazoa; Chordata; Mammalia; Carnivora; Felidae
Product: UDP-glucuronosyltransferase 2A1
Exons: 6
Coding region: 1-2085 (694 amino acids)
Molecular function (GO): UDP-glycosyltransferase activity
Source: RefSeq, a predicted model, not a curated record